This is a messenger RNA of Zea mays, 1620 nucleotides long. RefSeq lists its product as uncharacterized. The transcript has 2 exons. The record is from RefSeq and is a predicted model, not a curated record. Lineage: Eukaryota; Viridiplantae; Streptophyta; Magnoliopsida; Poales; Poaceae. The coding region runs from base 709 to 1371 and encodes 220 amino acids.
GGUGUCGUUUGGUUCACAUAUUUGUAACGCAAUGGGUAACUGAUAACGUUAAAUCAUGUUUGUUUUAGUCUAACCGUAAUUAGAUACCACACUAAAAAUUGAGCCUAUUCAAAUUUGUUACCGCCAGUAAUCGAGCGUAAAUCAUUACUAUUACCAUUUGCGUUACAUUUCUUGAACCAAACAGAGAUUAGGAGAGAUCACACGUCAAAUAGUGGCCGACAAGCCAGUAGCCAUUCAGUUACGCCCUCGUCGCCGUCGCCGACCACUCCUCCCGCCGCGUCACCGAGAAUAUAACUUUGUUGGCCCACCCAACUCAAGCAAAUUGACCUGGACGGACGAACUGAUGAAGAGAGUCGAUGUGGGCGGUGAGGAAUCAGGUUCCUCCACCUCUUCCCUCCCCCACGGCAAAUGCAAAUGCAAUGCUGCCUCUGCGUAUAUAUACCUUGUUUAUUAUAGUUAUCCUGAUUCACGCCGGAAAAAAUGUAUUUUUUUUCAGUUCAAAAUUGGAAGACAGGAAAAUAUGGGAAGGAAAUAUGCGCCGCCGCCAACUUCCCUUUCGGUGCUCGCCGUCCGGCUCCGGCCAGGGAUGGAUGCUGAGGUCAGCGAGAUGGUCACUUGUCACCCAGAGAGCAGAGCGCCAUCUUCUCCGCGCGGCCGGGUAGGUAGGUAGCUAGCCGCCAUAGCAAGCUAGGCCGAAGCAGAGGAGUGAUGGCCAAGGUCCACCCCAACGCCGCGGAGUCCGUCCAGGCAGAGGCCGAGGGAGAGCUGCCCACGGUGCUGACGGUGUGGCGCAAGUCGCUGCUCUUCAACUGCGACGGCUUCACCGUCUACGACGCCCGCGGCGACCUGGCCUUCCGCGUGGACUGCUACGCCGGCUCGUUCCGCCGCCGGCGCCGCGCCGACGUCGUGCUCAUGGACGCCACGGGGAAGCCGCUGCUCACCGUGCGCCGCAAGACGCGGUUCGGCUUAGCGGAGCGCUGGGUCAUCUACGACGGCGACGCCGACGACGGCACGACGGCCGGGGCCACGCCGCUGCUGUCCGUCCGCCGCCGCCGCAUAGGCGCGUGCUGCAAGACGCUGGCGCUCGCCCGCCCCCGCCCCCGCUCCGCCGCCGCGGGAACCGACGCACCGUCGUACGUGGUGGAGGGUUCCUACGGUCGGCGCGCCUGCGCGGUGCGCGACGCCCGCGGGGGCGCCGUCGUCGCGGAGGUGCAGAGGAAGGAGGCCGUCGGCGACGACGUGUUCCGCCUCGUCGUGGCCGGGCCACGCCUCGGCGCGCCGCUGUCCAUGGCGCUCGUCAUCGCCCUCGACGACAUGUUCCGCGGCGGCUGGUCGGCGCGGUCGCUGCUGCGCAUGAGCUCGCCGGCGUAGUACUUUCACUAGCUAUAGAAGCCACGAGAUGGAGUGGAGCCCAUAUACCAGGGACUCUCCCUGUUACACGUGUACCGUUACAGUGACCCCGGGCCCAGUUGUCAGCGUCAGCAGAGUUUAUAAUGCAGGCUGCAGCAGGGGCAGGGCUAACCCAAGCAAUAUUUAGAUACUAGAAUUUUCAGUUCGAAUGCGUAAAACAGUCGGUUCUCUGCCAAAUCAAUCAAAUAUGAAAAAACUAUAUAUUUGCAA